Molecule: messenger RNA, 2401 nt
Organism: Musca domestica (house fly)
Lineage: Eukaryota; Metazoa; Arthropoda; Insecta; Diptera; Muscidae
Product: radial spoke head protein 4 homolog A-like
Exons: 3
Coding region: 73-2304 (743 amino acids)
Biological process (GO): axoneme assembly; cilium assembly; cilium movement involved in cell motility
Cellular component (GO): axoneme; radial spoke
Source: RefSeq, a predicted model, not a curated record
UAAUUUAUUUUUAUUUCUAUUAACUUUCAAACUCCAAAACAUACAUAUUUACCCAUACAGCCGAUUUAAAUCAUGAAUUUGGAUACGAAUUUCUCAUGUGGGGAUUUUAUACCAACAGAUACUUCCAGUAGUGUUAAAAUUGGUGGUGACUAUCCCUUUCCCAGAGCACAGCCAGCAUGUGCAGAAUCUGAAGAGAAGAUAUCAAAACAAACUUCAAAACAAUCGUUUGUGCAAUGUCCCUCUGUGAUAAUAUCGAGCUCUUCUUCAUCCUCCCUAAUUAGCAGUGCACUUUUCAAUCAGGAUUGCCGGAAACAAAAAUUAUCCCGCCCCGCAGCACCAAAUAUUGACUAUGAAUUGGCAUUGGCCAAAUCGAUAAUGCAGCAAUACAGCAGUAUUAGUGGCGAUAAUCUUUUCGAUCAUUUAUCGGACAUCAUAAAACGUGUCAUAGACGAGAGGCCACCAAAUGUCAUUGAUUUUUUCGAAGAGUUCAGUCGCAAUGUUCGUGAGCAGAAACUACAUCUCCCCGAACGCUUUCCUCCGAAUGGAGUAUACGAAGAACAUCGUCUAUAUCAGGUGGCAAAGAAACAGCUGAUGUCCAUGAAGUUACCCCAAGUCGAUUAUACCAAACCUGGCAUCUCCGAGGAAGAUCUGGAAGAGGAACUCCAAAAAGAAGAAAACCUAAAACUGGAAUUAAAACCAGAAUUUCCCUAUAAAAUUCGAAUUUUCAAUGAACGUGUUCAAUAUUUACAAUUCUAUUGGAACCAAUGUGGUUUUAGCAUUUCCUCUGAAGAUAUAUUCCAGCUGGCCUGUUCCAUGGAUCGUAUCCAGACACAUCCCUCCAUUAGGCAGUGCCGUUUUUGGGGCAUGAUUAAUGGCCUGAAGUCGUCGUAUUACAUUGUCGAAGCCCUGUUGACAAACGAAGAAAUCGAUUCGAGAUUUCUGCAAAUGCAUAAGGAAAUUGCCGAAAAUCAAUGGAGAAUGCCAGACGAAGUAAAACUACCCUCCCAUAUAGGUCCAGAGCUAAUACCAGGAUCGGUAGGUUGGGAAAAUUAUCCCCACGAUGAACUGGAAAAUAUGAAACCUAAUGCUAUGCCCAUUCCCACUGUGAGGCGCGAAGAACUUUUCGAUAUACCUCCCGAACCCAUAGGUCAGGGAGUUAAUCGUUUUUCAUAUUUUGUGGUGAACUGCCUUUCAGAUGAGUGGAUUGAGCUGCCGAUUUGUACACCCAAACAAAUUGCAGUGUCUCGCCUAAUUAAGAAAUUUUUAACCGGUGAUUUGGAAGCUGAUAUUAUUUCAUAUCCCUGUUUUCCGGGCAAAGAGAAACAUUAUUUGCGGGCAAUGAUUGCUCGCAUUACUGCUGGGACCCAAAUAGCUCCCAAGGGAUAUUAUCGCAAAAUGACGAAAAGUGAGAAAAGACUUUUUGAUGGUAUAGUUGAUGAUGAAAUGGGUGAAGAGGAAGAAGACGAAGGAAAUGCAAGUACCUUUUUUGGCGAAGGAGAAGAUGAGGGAGAUGAAGAACCAGAUAAUGAUAUUGUUUUGGUCAAGAAUGAAAAUUAUAAUCCGUUAUCUUUAAAAACCUUAACCGAAGCCACGCAAUGGCUUCACACAAGGCCCAACAUUUUAAAACAAGGACGUGUUGUUUGGUUCGAUGAGGAAAAGGCAAAACGUGAACGACAGCGGGAACUUAAACGCUUGGAGAAACAACGUGAGCUUGCAGAAAUGGGUUUAGAAGAAGAUAACAACGAAGAAGAAGGCGAUGAAGAGGACAAAAGCGAAGAAACCGAUUCCGAAGAAGGCGGAGAAGAAGAGGAACUUGAAGAACCUGAUUUACGUGAAUAUGGACCAUCGAUAUUGAGUCCUUGUUCUCGAGAUGUAAACCCCGAAAUUCCGGUGCCAUGGGUUGGACGUUUCACCAGCAAUUUUACCAAUAAAAAUGAACGUAUUCUGAUAAUGAGAUCCAAUCUAUGGCCAGGAGCCUUUUCCUUUGCUUUUGAGGAUCUUUGCGAUUCCAUUUAUUUGGGUUGGGGUCAUAAGUAUGUGGCACGUAAUAUGGCAUGGCAACAAAUACCAGAUCCAGCUGAGGAAUAUCCUCAUAUGCCAAUGGAUUUUGUGGAGACCACUGAUCCCAGUGUUGAAAUGGAGGAAGCCUAUCGCCUAAGUUUGCUCAAAAAGGAACUGCAGUUGGUGGAUAUGGGAGAGCAUUUGGGUGAUUAUGAAAAUGAAACUCAUGAAUCUGAGGAAGAAGCAAGUGAUGAUGAUGAGGAAGAAGAAGAAGAGGAGGAGGAGGAGGAGGAGGAAGAAUAAUAACAAACAAAUUUUAGUAGUUACUUAAAUAAAUAAUAAUUUAUUGAUUAAAUACAUUUUUAUAAAAAUAAUAAUAACAAGGAUUUUAUGCUACAAG